UUUUUUUUUUUGAGAUGGAGUCUCGCUGUGUCGCUCAGGCUGGAGUGCAGUGGCACGAGCUUGGCUCACUGCAAGCUCCGCCUCCCGGGUUCACGCCAUUCUCCUGCCUCAGCCUCCCGAGUUGCUGGGACUACAGGUGCCCGCCACCACGCCUGGCUAAUUUUUUGUAUUUUUUAUUAGAGACAGAGUUUCACCCUGCUAGCCAGGAUGGUCUCGAUUUCCUGACCUCGUGAUCUGCCCGCCUCGGCCUCCCAAAGUGCUGGGAUUACAGGCGUGAGCCACUGCGCCCGGCCCAAAAGCAAGAUUUUUAAAUAGCUGUAUAAUGUUGUAAUGUGGCAGUACCAUUAUUAUUUAGUCUUUCUCCUGUUAUUAGAGUCAGCAUUCAUUCAGCAAUUUAAGUACUGUUGGGUGUGCUAGCAGAUAAAGGUUUAUUGACUGUUGAAGAUAGUCCUGUUCUCAGACAUCACAGGUUGUAGGAGUAGGGGCUGAACACUGAACUUUACUAUAUAGCAUGGUACGGCUGUCUUAGGGGUACAGGCUGUACAAUCUUUGGGUCAGAUGACAUUUGAUUAGCAAACGUUCUUUCUUGUCUUACAUUAAAACUCUUUGCAGGGGCCUUAACAGGGUAUAAAAUGCUGUGUUUUCUCAGAAAUCCAGCAAAUCAGAAGGUGAAUGAUCAUGAUUAUGAUCUCUGAAGGAACAGAAAUUCUCUGAUAUAAGGUUUUGUUAAGCACAAUGUUCACAUAAGACAUUUGGGGGAGAACCCCUUAAAAUAAGAGAUCAGGGCCAGGCUCAUGCCUGUAAUUGUAGCACUUUGGGAGGCUGACGUGGGUGCAUCACCUGAGGUCAGAAGUUCAAGACCAGCCUGGCCAACAUGGUGAAACCGCAUCGCUACUAAAAAUACAAAACUUAGCCGUAUGUGGUGGUGGGUGCCUUUAAUCCCAGCUACUCGGGAGGCUGAGGCGGGAGAAUUACCUGAACCCAGGAGGCUGAGGUUGCAGUGAGCUGAGAUCAUACCACUGCACUCCAGCCUGGUGACAGAGCAAGACUCCAUCUCAAAAAAAAAAGAAAAGAAAAAAAGAAAAAAGAAAAAUGAGAGAUUCAUAAUACCACAAUGGAUUCUUCACGCAGAUUAUGCUAUCCCUUGUUUGAAGAUUUUCCAACAUAUGGCAAAUUCUCUUUGCUUUUGGUCUUCACUGAGAUUGAAAAAACUGAAUUUAGUGCCAUUUGAAGGAAUUAUUAUAAUGCAGCGGUUCUCAAACUUGGCUGUCCAUUAUAAUCACCUGGGGAGCUUUUAUAAAUCCCAGCUGUCCAGACCACACCAUGGGCCAACUAAAUUUUCGGGUGUGACCCAAGUGUUUACCAUGUGCAAAGAAGUUUGAAAAUGACUAAAAUAGGUAACUCUGAAGUCAAACUGCCUGGCUUCAAAUUCCAGGCCAGCCACUUCCUAGCCAUGUGACCCUAGGCAAGAUAUUUGAUUUAUGUGAACUCUAUGAGAAAAAAAGAUGAUAAAAAUAACAUUUUCUUGUAGGAUUGCUAUGAGGUUUAAACAAGAUAAUCUAUGUAAACUAUUAAGUUGCUGCAAAAGUAAUCACGAUUUUUGCCAUUAAAAGUGAUGGCAAACACUGCGAUUACUUUUGCACCAACCUAACACAACAGGGCAGGCAUAUGUGAAUUCUAUAGGCUGGGCACAGUGGCUCACACCAGCACUUUGGGAGGCCAAGGGGUGGGGAGGAUUGUGAACAAUUUUCACAAGUUCAAGACCAGCCUAGACAAACACAGAGAGACCUCCUCUCUACAAAAAAAUUUUAAAAAUUAGCCUAGUGUGGUGGUUCAUGCCUGUAGUCCCAGCUACUGAAGUGGGAGGAUUGCUUGAGUCUGGGAGAUGGAGGCUGCACUGAGCUGUGAUCGUGCCCCUGCACUCCAGCCUGAGUGACAGAGUGAGACUUGGUCUUUAAAAAAAAAAAAAAAAAAAGUUCUAUGGUAAUUAUUAUUAACUAACAGCUUUCUUAUUUCAUAUUAAUUACUCUGCAAGACACUUCCAGCGUGGUUCCCCCAUCUGACACUCAUUCACCUAGUUGAUUUUUUGUUGUUGUUCUAUAACAUUCUUUCAUUCAUGCACGAAUUCAUUUUACAAGUAUGUAUUCAUUGACUUAACAACGAGUGUGAAAGAAGACACAAAAGAAAUAUACACAUCUGCCUCACCUCCCUUGGAGUUUGUCUUCUCCCGUGUGCUCGUGUUUUCCAGUUCAGAUCAAAAGCAUCAUGAGCUAGGGGACCAUGUUUGAUGCCUGGACAGCCCUAGCACCCAACGCUGAGGAUUGGAGACACUGCUAGGUACCCGGGCUGGAAGACUGGGUUCUGGUUCUUGUUUUGGCACUUACAGGCUGGGUAACAGGGAGCAAUCCUGUUGUCCUCAAUAGGUGUGUUUCCUCACCUGAAAGUGUACAAAAUCCAUCCAUGACUGAUGUGACGAUUACAGGUCUACACAAUGCGCAUGUGGAUUUGUCUUGCAAACGUCCACGACCAGGCCCUCAAGAAACAGUGCCGCGCAUGCCCACCAAGGGGCAGCAGAUCGCAGUGCAGAGGCCCGCGGCGCUUGACGUCAGGGCGCACGUCCCACCCCGUGACCGUGACUGUGACCGUGACCAAGAGCGUCUCUGGGACACGGCCGGGCGGCGCGGCGGGAGUGCACAGGACCCGCCAUGGCGGCCGAAGCCUCGGAGAGCGAACCGGCUCUGCAGGAGCUCAUGCGCGAGGCGGAGAUCAGCCUGCUGGAGUGCAAGGUGUGCUUUGAGAAGUUUGGCCACCGGCAGCAGCGGCGCCCGCGCAACCUGUCCUGCGGCCACGUGGUCUGCCUGGCCUGCGUGGCCGCCCUGGCGCACCCGCGCACGCUGGCCCUCGAGUGCCCAUUCUGCAGGCGAGCCUGCCGGGGCUGCGACACCAGCGACUGCCUGCCGGUGCUGCACCUCAUAGAGCUCCUGGGCUCAGCGCUUCGCCAGUCCCCGGCCGCCCACCGCGCCGCCCCCAGCGCCCCCGGAGCCCUCACCUGCCACCAUACCUUUGGCGGCUGGGGGACCCUGGUCAACCCCACCGGACUGGCGCUUUGUCCCAAGACGGGGCGGGUCGUGGUGGUGCACGACGGCAGGAGGCGUGUCAAGAUUUUUGACUCUGGGGGAGGAUGCGCGCAUCAGUUUGGAGAGAAGGGGGACGCUUCCCAAGACAUUAGGUAUCCUGUGGAUGUCACCAUCACCAACGACUGCCAUGUGGUUGUCACUGACGCCGGCGAUCGCUCCAUCAAAGUGUUUGAUUUUUUUGGCCAGAUCAAGCUUGUCAUUGGAGGCCAAUUCUCCUUACCUUGGGGUGUGGAGACCACCCCUCAGAAUGGGAUUGUGGUAACUGACGCGGAGGCAGGGUCCCUGCACCUCCUGGACGUCGACUUCGCGGAAGGGGUCCUUCGGAGAACUGAAAAGUUGCAAGCUCAUCUGUGCAGUCCCCGAGGGGUGGCAGUGUCUUGGCUCACGGGGGCCAUUGCAGUCCUGGAGCACCCCCUGGCCCUGGGGACUGGGGUUUGCAGCACCAGGGUGAAAGUGUUUAGCUCAAGUAUGCAACUUGUCGGCCAGGUGGAUACCUUUGGGUUGAGCCUCUAUUUUCCCUCCAAAAUAACUGCCUCCGCUGUGACCUUUGAUCACCAGGGAAAUGUAAUUGUUGCAGAUACCUCUGGUCCCGCUAUCUUUUGCUUAGGAAAACCUGAGGAGUUUCCAGUACUGAAGCCCAUGGUCACUCAUGGUCUUUCCCAUCCUGUGGCUCUUACCUUCACCAAGGAGAAUUCUCUUCUUGUGCUCGACACAGCAUCUCAUUCUAUAAAAGUCUAUAAAGUUGACUGGGGGUGAUGGGCUGGGGUGGGGCCCUGGAAUCAGAAGCACUAGUGCUGCCAUUAAUGAAUUGUUUAACCCUGGAUAAGUCACUUAAACUCAUCUAUGCAGGCAGGGAUAAUUAAAACUGUCUGGUAGACUUACAAAGCUUGGGACAAUUAUUAGAGAUUAAUCUACCAUUUAUUGAAUGCAUACUCUUUGUGCAAGGAAAUUUGCAAAUAUUAGCUCAUUUAAUCCAUACUAUCCAGUGAGGUAAUUUUUUUCCCCCCCGAGAUAGAGUCAAGCUCUGUCACCCGGGCUGGAGUGCAGAAACAUGAUCACAGCUCACUACAGUUUCAACUUCCACUGCUCAGGUGAUCCUUCCACCUCAGCCUCCCAAGUAGCUGGGACCACAGGCGUGCGUUACCACAUCCAGCUAAUUUUUGUAUUUUGAUAGAGAUGGGGUUUCAUCAUGUUGCCCAGGCUGGUCUCAAACUCCUGAGCUCAAGCAAUCCACCUUCCUCGGCCUCCCAAAGUGCUGGGAUUACAGGCAUAGCCACCUUGCCUAGCCAUAAUUUUUAUUAUUAAUCUCAUCGUGCAAGUGAGAAAACUGAAACCCAGAGAGCUUAAGUGACUUCCUCGAGGUCAUAGUUACUUACUGCCAUAGUCACAAUUUGAAUUCAAUUCUGAUUCCAAGUAAGUUGUGCUUAAAUAAGAUAGCAGAUGUGGGGAAAAGUAGGUGAAUGAAUAGUGUUGCUAUGUGUACUGUCUCUACAAGUAGCUAAUUAUUUUAGCACAAAGAUGUGCAAAGAAAGGAGACUUUAUGGAGCGUUCAGGAGAAAAAGGAUUUUGUGGUGGCCAUCACUUUCAUUCAAUUUGUGACUGCUCUGAUGGCACAUUAGAUGAAGUUACUGUUGAUCCUGAAUUACGUGAAUAAGAAAAACAAUUGAACUGCUUAUUAAAAAGGUAAACAUGUCUUGUAA
This is a messenger RNA of Macaca mulatta (Rhesus monkey), 4837 nucleotides long. RefSeq names its product NHL repeat containing E3 ubiquitin protein ligase 1 (gene NHLRC1). Gene Ontology annotation, molecular function: protein binding; ubiquitin protein ligase activity. NCBI's taxonomy places the organism in Eukaryota, Metazoa, Chordata, Mammalia, Primates, Cercopithecidae. The record is from RefSeq and is a predicted model, not a curated record. Gene Ontology annotation, cellular component: nucleus. Gene Ontology annotation, biological process: proteasome-mediated ubiquitin-dependent protein catabolic process; protein polyubiquitination.